AUGGGCGCCUUGCUGUGGGCCGACUUUGUCCGUGAGAUCAGGCUUCUAUUCGGCGCUUCUGCAAGUGGUGACUGCCAAGGCUUCUCGGCCUUAUUUCUGGUCUUUGUGGCACUGGUCUCUUCGCUAGGGGGCUUGGUAUUUGGUAUCCUGAUUGCUGCACUGAUUUUUAGUCCUGGGUGCCGACAGUUAGUCGGAUUUGCGCUGCAGACGGCUGCUUCAUUUCUGCUCCCCAAUCGGCCUCAAACCCUCCGACCCAAUCUGGAUCUUAGAGGGGAGACACCCCUUGCUGGCCCUCGGGCCUCCGCUACUUCGGUUGCGGACCGUAGAGCUUUGCUGGAACGUGAGCUUUUGGUAGCAAGGUCUCCACAGGAUUUUCUUGCUUUAGAUCUGCAGGUCGUUGAGCAUUUGCUGCCGCGGCUGAGGGCUGACUGCCGCGGUGGUUGGACUCCAGCGGCAAGGCUGGGCAGGGCUUACAGAGCUGGGCUGAUUGCUCGGUCAAAUUUGGCCGGCGACCCUGUUUUUCUGGAGUCUCCAUCUAUUCCUUUGCGGAACACCGUGUACGUGGUCCUCAGAGGCAGGCCUGGCCAGAGAGCGGGGUGGACCACCGAGUUUGCAGUCUACGCCAGGGCAGUAUCAGGUGGGAAUCAGAGCCCUUUUCAUCCUGAUUCAGUUUCCCACGCUUUUGCCACAAGGACAGAAGUUGAGGCCUAUUUGUUGGGUGCAGAGGUAGACCCGUUUUUCCAGGAAGAGGGAUUAGCAGAAGAAGACAGACUGUUUGCCUCUACUCAAGCCGAAGUGCAGAUGGAGACAACGCGUGGGCGAGCUGUCGGUCAAGUUCCAGUUUUGCUGGUGGACGUGCCUUGGGAAUACUCAAGCUUUUUCACCCGAGCUCCAGCGCUUCGCGGGGAGGCGGCUCGGCAACUGCUGCGGUUUCAACACCAAGGUGGGGUAGUGCGGCCUACGAAAGCGGCACUUAUCGAAGCUGCAAAUGCUUGGGUCACAAGCCACAUGGACGAGGACACGGCUGGGGACUAUGCCUCCGCCGAAAGCGGCGCCGAUAUGCCGCCUUUGAUCCCUGUGGAGGAGGACGGCCAUGUCGAACAAUUGCAGCAGCGCAUUGCAGAGCUAGAGGCAGAGUUGGCUGUGAGGCCAAGGGUACCAGCUGGCGCGCCCGAGCGCGCAACCUCACGCCCUGCUCCUAUGUUGGGCGGCACUCCUACGGCUGCUGCGGAUCCUCAUGUCAUGGAGAAGCUGCGCAUGUUGGCAGGUGGAGAGCGGCAACUGGGGGCUACAGAAGACGAAGAGCUCGAAGAGGCCAUUGUGGCCAGCCUGGCGGAGAUGCAGGAUCCAGUUCAUCGUCUUGUGGCCUUGCAGAUGAAGCAGAACGCUCUGCUCAGCAAGCAGUUGCAGGGCAAGCAGCAGACCGAUCUUCUGGCAGCUGUUCUGAUGCCUCACACGGAAACGGGCUCCUCCAGUUCCAGCGGCAUGAAGGGAUGCCUGGCUCGAGACGCCUAUGUCAGGGUGAUGAACGACCUUCACAAAGUUGCCCAGGUCGCCGAGGAGAACGCCCUGGCAGAACUAGGCUGGGAUUCCGGGGGUGCGACCCCGGGGCUCAUGCGCGAGUAUGUGGAGCGGCGGAUGCCGCUUGGAGACCUACGGCAGAUGACGCAAUUUGCGUAUCUCAUGGCUGCAGCUUGGGAGAGCGGGCAUCGGCUGCAAAACCGCGAGCUGCAAGCUUGGGCGGUCAAGGCCCUGCUGUACGUGGAGCAAAGUGCAAUCGACAAUGGGCGCACUCAGAUGGGGUGGCUUCUGACAGGACAAGCCGAACCCAAUUAUCAGAUUUGCCAAUGGAACAAAGCUCGUGCCGGCCUGCGCCUGUUUGCGCGCUUGGCAGCUCCGGCAUGGAUCUCAGCCAAUGUCUCCUACAUGCGAGACCUCGACUUCAUCGAGCAGAAGUUGAAGGCAGCGGGUCCCACCAAAGAGGUAAAGGAGGAGGAAAAGGAGAAGGACAAGCCGCCCAGGAAGUUCCCGCCCAAAAAGAACAAGGGUCAGGGAAAGGGCGAGGACAGCACGACCACCGCAGCAGCGUAG
Molecule: messenger RNA, 2091 nt
Organism: Cladocopium goreaui
Lineage: Eukaryota; Dinophyceae; Suessiales; Symbiodiniaceae
Source: the annotation of a GenBank genome assembly